AUGUCGGUUGACGAUGAUGAUGAAGACGAGCUUGAAAUACAGAGGAAAGCAUGGGAGGGUUUGUUUGAUAGUGAUAGAUUUAGAUUUGUAAUACGAUUACCACGGGAAUAUCGAAAUAUUCAGUGGAAUUUUGUUCGUACGUUAGGUGAUGGUGCAUUUGGUGAAGUUCGUUUAUUGGUAGAUUCAAAAAAUCCGGGAACAAUGGUAGCUGCGAAAUGUAUGGCUGCAUAUACAACAGGAGCAGAAGAGCAAGAGGAGCUGUUCAAAAAACUGCGUCGGGAGGCGUUUAUCAUGCGUGUAUUCUACAAAUCUGAACAUGUCAUUCGUUACAUUGGGAUGCGUUAUGACGACCGACGUAUUGAAAUGUUUCUCGAAUAUGCUGAUGGAGGCGAAUUAUUUGACCACAUUGAACCGGACAAAGGCAUGCCGGCUGAGAAAGCGCAGAAAUUUUUCCGACAAAUUAUUGCUGGAUUAAAGCAUAUUCAUUCAAUGGGUAUCGCACAUCGCGAUAUCAAACCGGAAAAUUUGUUACUAAUGAAGAAUGGUCAGUUAAAAAUUUGUGAUUUUGGUGCAGCAACAAUAUUUCGCCGUAAGGGAGUGGAAAGAAAGCUAAGGUCGAGAUGUGGCACAGUACAGUAUCUUUCGCCUCAAGUGUUAGCAUCAAACUAUAGAGGUGAACCAUCUGAUAUAUGGUCUUGUGGGAUUGUACUCAUAGCAAUGCUUACUGGUGAAUUACCUUGGGACGAAGCGACUCCAACUUCACAGCCUUUCAAACUUUGGCUUACGAAGUAUGAUUGGAGACGUCAUCCACCUUGGGAUAGACUUUUGGGAGUAAUAACAAAUUUAUUACGGAAGAUACUCGAUGUCUGUGAGAACAGACGAAUUAAAAUUCCGGAAAUUGAAGAGCAUGAAUUUUUUGCUAAGGAGAUAGAUUACGAAAUACCGAGUGCCGAAAUGAUAAGGAGACGUAAGAAAAAAGCGGUUCAAACUAAUGAUGAAAAUCUAACAAAUUUGAAGGAACAUAACGAAACUGCAGGACCAUCAAACUUAUUAGAGGAGACUGCAAUUGAGGAUGAGGAAGAACCUGAUUCAAAGAAGAUCAGACUGUCAACUCCUACCAAUACUGGAAAAAGAUUGAAAAUACCAAUCGGUACAGUUUCCCAACCUGUUUCACCUUGUUACAAUUCGCAAGCAAAGAGGGAAUAUGCAGUGAAUGGUAGUUUCUUUUCACAGCCUGCUAAUAUAGAAUUGUUGACACAAAUCGAUUGCGGUGUCAAUCAGGCAAGCUCAUCCGCUGGAAAUCUUAGCACGCCGUAUGACACGUUUCUGCGUGACAAAGGGGACGUGCGAAAUUAUGUCUAUCAUCAAAGACAGAUUGGAUCUGAAAUUUACAUGUCAAUUAGUGGUCCUCGAAAUCACAUGUGUUAUGUGGUAACAGUUUACGAAAUGAUGGGAAAAGAUGGCAAAAAGGCAAGUUUUACAAAGAGAAUGUGUGUAGUGGUAAAUUGCCGGCGCUCGCGCGGUGAUGGAAUUGAAUUUAAACGGGCAUUUUUGGAUUUGAAACAUAAAUUGAGUGAUGUAAUAUGUGAGUCAAGUAAUACGUGGCUACAACGUCAGGGUUUAGUAACAAUACCUUGA
Molecule: messenger RNA, 1638 nt
Organism: Acanthocheilonema viteae
Lineage: Eukaryota; Metazoa; Nematoda; Chromadorea; Rhabditida; Onchocercidae
Source: the annotation of a GenBank genome assembly